GCCAAGCCAGUUUCUCACAAGCUGACCUCAAAGCAAGAGCUGAAAAGCACGCGAGCUCACACACAGAGACUAUUAUCUCGAGGCUCCGGAUACGUCGUCUUCAUCAGGCAGCAUGGACACGACGCUGGCAGGGCUCGUGCGCGAUAAGCCGGUGGUGAUAUUCAGCAGGAGCUCGUGCUGCAUGAGCCACACCGUGAAGUCGCUGAUACUGAGCUACGGUGCGAACCCGACGGUGUACGAGCUUGACCAGAUGCCGAACAAAAACCAGAUCGAGCGCGCGCUGGUCCAGCUCGGGCGGCGUGAGGUCGUCCCCACUGUGUUCAUCGGCCAGAAGUACAUCGGGGGCGCGAACGAGCUCAUGAGCCACCAGGUGCGGGGGACUCUGGUCCCUCUUCUCCGAGAGGCCAGAGCCAUUUGGGUAUAGAGAUUAACGUACUUUCAUCUUUCUUCAGUUUUUCCCUUAGAACAACGAUAAUACGUCUAACAUACACGAGUCAGAUUGUGUUACGAAUAUGAAAAGGCGGACUUUUUGGUAGCUGCGCUCUCUAACCCUAAUGGCGGCACGCUAUGGAAGAUGACAGCCUUCUUCUCUGGUCUUUUUUCCCCUUGCUUUUUGAGGUCUUUUUAUGUAUGGGAAGUCCCUGUAUUGUUCGAAGUUAGGUUUUGAGGUGAUGAGGAAGAACAGCGAUGGCAAAAUUCAAAUGUGUAAGCGCCCCAUUUUCAAGUCAAUGAAGUAAAGCUUCUGAGCAUAGAAUUGCACUGUAUCGCUCUGUA
Eucalyptus grandis is the source of this 774-nucleotide messenger RNA. Its product is annotated as monothiol glutaredoxin-S1. Bases 113 to 424 code for a protein of 103 amino acids. Lineage: Eukaryota; Viridiplantae; Streptophyta; Magnoliopsida; Myrtales; Myrtaceae. The record is from RefSeq and is a predicted model, not a curated record. The transcript has a single exon.